ACUCAGCAGUUGUUUUGAAGGCAGUGCAGUGCAGUGUGCCAUGCAUUCCACAGCGACCCAGCAUGGCCAGUCCGAAUGGCGAUGAUCUUAGUUGAACAUCGGAACAUGAACAUGAAUGAUGACUGGUAAUCAUGGUAAUGCACUAGUAGUAAGUAGUAUAGUAAAUGCCGUAAAUGCCGUAAUAAUAAUGCCUAAUGCACACGGUACUCGGUAGAUCGACUAGGACUAGUACAAUGUAGUACAGUACUUAGUUGCUGCCUGUACUGGUAGAUCUACGUAAGUCGUAAUGACCGUCGUUGUUGAACAGGGCAACAAAGCAGGUGACCGACUUCUCCCGUUACGUACCGGUUCGUAGAAAUCGUCCGCAUCCAGACCAGAGUUCUUGAAACGGGAACGAUAGCGUCGUGGCUGGCGUGGUGGGGCCAGAGAAGGUGAUCUGCGACAGGGAAAGAAGAUCGAUCAGCAAGUGCAUGCAGCUAGGUCCGCGGCAUGGGUGCCCUGCACUAUCAACUCGAGAACCGUUUUUGUUGAAGCUGUGAAGAGAACGAUGGAGACGGCAUUUCGAAGCAGUCUCAAGAUGAUAGUGGUUCUAGUCUUCUAUUUCAAUGUAAUCCGGGAUGCCAGUAGUGUGAUAGUUGAUGCCUCCGGUGAUGGUGUUUCAGCUGCUACGCCGGUGCCAAAGUGCACUUCUCUUCCCGUGACUAACCACCGCACAUGCUGUAACUACAACAGCAAUAUGUCAUGUUGUCGUGAUUGGACAGCAUGGCACACAAAAAUGACCCACUGCAAUGCCAAUAAUCUAGCUCCAUACAAUCUCACAGUUGAGCAAAUAAGCCAUGAGUUGAGAUUCCUGUGGACAGCUCCACUGAAUGAUUCGGAUGUAUUUGGAUAUAGACUAAGCCUAUCGUGCCAGUGGGAAAACAGAGAGAGCAAAUCACUACCAACUGCACUGAUAUCUUCCACAGAGUGUUUUGAACUGAAUAGCAAGGAGAUGACCAUGGUCCAAGUCACACCGUAUGCUUGUAAGGACAGGUAUUCUUGGUUACCAAACAACUGCUUGCAUAGCUCUAUUUACGCUGAAUUCUACCGCUCUGCAAAGCAAGAUGCAACAGCUCGAUGUCAACUUCAUGUGUCCUCUUUGCCUGCCGUCAGUCAUAAGCUGGCAACUAUUACCAAGACAUUUGAGCUAACAAGUUGUCGUGACCGUGGCUGUCCACUACAUCGGUUUGCAUUUCGACAUGGUUGUAAUGAGUUUUAUAACAUUGAGCAGUUGAGCCAAUUCAAGAGUGACAAUUACACUGAUGUGCGACUAUGCGAAUGUGAUAUACGAAAGCCAAGCUGGCUGGAUUAUGAUAGUGGGAUGCUGAAGUGGUCUCCACCAAAUGACACUGUAUUUGCGUCUCACAAGUACAAUAUUCGCUUCUAUUCUCGAAACUCUGGUCGGCAUGCCGGGAAUCGCAUGAUGGUCUCAUGCAAGGACAAGAAGAUCUGUCAAGCAAAUAUGUCUGCUUUACCCGCUACUGGUGGUGAUAUGUUUGGGAUUCAAGCUAUCUCUUCUACGCCGGUGAUUACUUAUUCUGGCUAUGCAUGGGUUGCAGUUAGUAAUCCAGCAGUAGUUACUACGCCUUCUGUGGCAAGUACCAUAUCCGUAUCACGUCGGAUCGGGAACACACAGGACGCCCAGACUGCUAGUGACAUGGUGACAAGCAAUAGUGUUAGUGAUGGCGUGCUGAGUAGCCAAGGCAAGACUCUACUUCCUGCCAUAACAGAUGACGGACAAGCUGAAGCAGAAAAUAAACAGGGAUCCGAUUAUCUUUUAGUUGUCAUUCUCGUGGUGGUCAUCUUUGUCCUCAUCUGUAUAGCUGCUCCCAUUGUGAUCAAACGGACCUGUCAGCGUUCCAUAAUAUCUGAAAACGGUUCUGCAAGGAAAAGUUAUGACCAUUCUCAUGAAAAAAAGUCACAUGCAGUGGACGAUGACACAACUGUCACAAGUAUUGGAAGUCAGGAGUACUUGGAAACCUCAGUACAGAUUGACGAACGUUUUCGAUUAGCCACGAAACCACCAGCACCAGCGCCAGCUCUAUCAUUGCCAGAGCACAGUGUGUAUAUCAGCUUUGCUCGUUAUCCAGACUCAAACUUGGAAAGAGCAGAAAGGCUAGCAAGGCAACUCCAAGAAAGAGGACUGAACGUCAACAUCGCAAGCUUUGAGUUCAACCAGCAUGAUGAGACAUACUGUCAAAAUGUCACUGGGUGGAUUGAAGGUCAAAUGGAGCUAAGUCGGCAUAUCCUCGUUGUAAUAUCUAGCUAUUAUCCACACUGCUGUUCAGAUCGUCCAAAGCUGGCUCACCUGCACAAUAAACAGCAGCAGCAGCAGCAAUGUCGUCAAGAGCAACUCCAGCAACAGCAGAUAAAUGAGCAGCAGUACCAAGGGGAAUGCCAACUGCAACUCUACCAGCAACAACAGCACCUCAAGCAACAUCAGCAGCAGAAAUCAAGUGUUGGGGUACCAUUCAGUGCUCCUCAUCAAAUCAACGACACUCUCCAUCAGCAACAGCAGAUCAUCGACCAGGUAGAUUACUUCAGUACAGCUAACGUCCCCGUAACCUGCAAUGGCCAAGAUCUAGCACAUGUGGAGAGAUCCAACAAGGAACGUAUGCAGAAGCUACUCUUGCUACAGCGCUACAAGGAAGAAAGGCAGCUUUCCCCGUAUGCAUGUCAAACUGAAUCUACUGUACGAGUCUGCAAUGAUGAUGCCCACCCGACCCCGGUGCAGACACAUGGAUAUUCAGCAUCUGAUCUUGAUGAUCUUGACCCCCUAGCAGCACACGAGUGCCGCAUAAUUGACGGUCUGAAAACCGAUAAGCAUCGUGUGAAGAACAUUAUCCCCGUCUACCUGGACACCAGUAUGCUUCCUGUAGCCGUGCCACCCUACCUACGUGCAGCAUGUCGCUACUUUGUCAAUCAAGCCGGAGGACCGGCCAGCAUUCCCAGUGCAUACCGAGACUUAACACUGAGCUUUGAAGCACUGGUCAUGCGGCUAACUUCAUGAAUUACCCACUAUGGCCAGAAGCCGCGUAUGAAGCCUCAGCAAUCGCAGAAACAGCACCAGCAGCAGCGAAGCCAGCAACACUAGAGGCAGCUGGAGGAGCACAGUGGCAGCAGUCCGAGCAUAUCAGGCUCCCAACAUGAGUCCGAGUCCAGCAUCAAUCCUAUUAUUUGUAGAGUUGACUUGAUCUGAGCAAGAACUGCCUUGAAUAACAUAACUUGACUGUUGGUAAAUAAUUAUUACCGUGAUAAGGUUACAUGGUCCGCAUCCGUUGUGAAGCUUUCCGGAUUGGAGUGCAGAAUAUCACAUUGACUAUGGGCAAGGGAAGAUUACCACAAGGAAAUGGAUCAAUGCUGAAACGAGCAGAUACUAUUGAGAUUGAAAUGGUGUAUACAAUAUUUGCGUAAUAUUAUCAUUGGCCAAUUUGCUAAAAUCAAAUUGCAAGCACCGCUAUGUAUGUGCACAUGCCUGUUCAUGCAUGCACGCAUACGUGCAUGUAUGCUUGCGUGUAUGUAUGUGUGUGUGUGUGUGCACGCGUGCGUUUAUGCAGACAUGUACAAUGUGUACAUGGAAUGGUGUCUCGUUCAUGUACACACUCCAAAGGGAGAUGAAGAUUCGGUAAAGAUUGCUUUGUUCAGGCACAGAUCAUUUUGGACUUUCUGCAUUGUCUCUCUUGAUCUCUGUGGACUUGCGCUAGCUGUUCAAGUCAAAUGCGAGGACCAUUAAUUUUGUUGCACGAUAUUUCUCUUGAGAACUUGAAACCAAUACUGAUAAUAACCAUGACAUCAUAUACAGCAUUGCACUACAAGACCGUUCAUUGCUCCAGCUGGCUGAAAUUAUGUUGAUUGGUCACCUAAUGAAAUGUGCACUGAUUUGGGAUUCAGUCGCGGAGUUUUCCCUUCA
Molecule: messenger RNA, 3949 nt
Organism: Sycon ciliatum
Lineage: Eukaryota; Metazoa; Porifera; Calcarea; Leucosolenida; Sycettidae
Exons: 15
Coding region: 548-3049 (833 amino acids)
Source: RefSeq, a predicted model, not a curated record